GAACCAUCCAGCGAACCUUGUAACCUUCUAGAACCCUCUAUUCCCCUCCGUGUCCGAUGCCUCUCAUCGCCAGAAGACCUUCCCGGUACGACGCCACCGCACCACGGAAUUAACACGAGCACUGCAUCGGUGAAUCUGCAAGCCCGCCCGCCCGUCGCUCGCCACCGCCAUGUUCGGCAUCGUCUUCCCGGACCACACCUUUCCCCUCGACGCCACCGCUUUCGCGCAGGUGGCGCCCAAUUCCUGGGUCCUCGAUCUCUCCACUCUCGCGCUCGCCGCCGCGCCGCGCUCGGCAGUCGUCUUCCUGCUCCCCGCUGCCGUGACAGCGCUGCCGCCCGGCAAGGCCGUCUCCGUCUACUUCCAGGCCGCCACCAACCGCCCCUUCGCAUUCUUAGGUGCGCUCGGGCCCACGCGCCCCUCGGCCAGCUUCCCGCUUCCGGAGGCCGGCGACGAGCCGGAGCCUGCUGUGGGCCCCGCUAAACUGGGUGUCGCCGUGGAGGACGCGGCCGCGUUACCGCCGCCCCCUGACGAGCAGCGUGCCGAGCGUGUGGCGCUCCGUGUCGGCGAGAACCUGUUCAACUUCAUGCAAUCGUUCUGCGGUGCCGACGGCGGCAAGCUGGUAGUGCCCACGGACAUCCUGGACCGGUGGUUCCGCAAGUUCCAGGAGCGAGCCAAGAAAGAUCCAGCGUACCUCAAGAGCUUCGACUUUUGAGAGCAAAGGCCUAAUGAACAAGUCUCUUUGGAUAUCAGAUAUCAGAGAACAGAGGGGAGAAAGAUCCAAAUAUAGUUCAACACCAUAAUACUUUCGGAGGUUCUCUCAAGGAGAAGAUACUGCAGGCACAAGGUUACAAAUGUCUGAUCCUCGUGGCGGUGGCACUGUUCAUCUAUUUAUAGUGUCAGACUUGUAUACAUUCUUGUACGAAAUUACAACUUUGCCCUUACUAUUACAUUGUAGGCUUAGCCCUUCCCUAACGAGAUCAUACAAUUACACUAUUUUACAAUCCUGACGUGCCAUGCACGCCUUCUCUUCCUAGAAACCUUCACCUCCCUUCUCAAGUAGUUCCAAAGGCACCGAAGCUCUGCUUCCCCUUUCUUCGGCUCCCUGUAGGCGUUGGCAUUACUUCGUCGUCCGAAACUCCUUUAUACAUGAGAGUUUAUUUUUGCUUUGAUUGUGGUCCUUAUCCUGAAAAAAUGUCUAAACUUUGAUUUUGUUAAUAUGAACCUUCGUCUGGAGACCUUCUCCCCAACACUUGCCGCACAGUUUAUUGUCCUAAUGGCUUCAGCAUCUGCACUGUUUGUAAUGGCUGGUCUUUACUGAUGUGGACCUUAAUACAUGCAAAGCAAGGUUCUGCCAUGAGUUCACCAUGAUUGUCCUUACUGAAAAGGCAUAGUAUUUCCCUGAAUUGAGGAAUGGCUAGACUAAAGUUCUGUUUCUUCCCUUUCUUUUUUAUAUUUUCUUUGUUGUCUGUAGUUAAACUUAUUUCUUUAAUAUAUAGUCUAGGGGCUUGCCCCUCUUGUUGUUCUUUUUUUUAAAAAAAACAUAUGCCUGCCAUAGCUGGCACGCCUGGCAGUUGUAAACAGCCUUGUGGUCUUGUGAUAUGAUAUAAUACUCCUCUUUAUUUUUUUAUUAAUGUAAAUACCGCAAUAAAUUUGGGGCUCUUUGCAAACUAACAGAUUCCUUGUGAUGAGUACUAUAGUGGUUCACUGGUCUGUUAUAAGCCAUGCCUGUCUUUGGAACAACUAUUUCCUUAGUAAUUAUUGUUUAGAAAACUUCUUAAAGAAAGGAAAGCACUUUCACUAGCCCAGUAAUUAUUGUGAACUGUCAUGGUACACACCACUCCAUGCCUCUUUUGUACUCAAUUGAUUAUGGAUUACUAUUUGAUUCAUUAUACUGAAUGAUCUCUUCUUU
Molecule: messenger RNA, 1909 nt
Organism: Zea mays
Lineage: Eukaryota; Viridiplantae; Streptophyta; Magnoliopsida; Poales; Poaceae
Exons: 2
Coding region: 170-712 (180 amino acids)
Biological process (GO): protein import into nucleus
Cellular component (GO): cytosol; nucleus
Molecular function (GO): nuclear import signal receptor activity
Source: RefSeq, a predicted model, not a curated record